Ichthyophthirius multifiliis is the source of this 1029-nucleotide messenger RNA. RefSeq names its product zinc finger lsd1 subclass family protein, putative. Lineage: Eukaryota; Ciliophora; Oligohymenophorea; Hymenostomatida. The record is from RefSeq and is a predicted model, not a curated record. The transcript is spliced from 3 exons.
AUGUUUGAUUAUACUACUAAUGAAUAAGAUAUCUAUAUGACAAUAAGUAAUAACUUGGAUGAAUGGCCUGAUAAUGAAUCUUUAGGUAUAAGGGAAUUUGCAAUUUAUGCUAAUGAAUGUAAGGCUGGAUGUGUAUAAUGCACUGACAGUGUUUCUUGUAAUUCAUGCGAUUUAUGCAAAAGUGGAUUUGUUUAUAAUGAUUUUUAAUGUGUUUCUGCCUGUCCAAAUAAUAAAUAUGUAGAUAAUGCGACUAGAACUUGCCAUGAUUGCGAUCAUAAAUGUAAAACUUGUUCUAAUGCAACCAACUGUGACACUUGCUUUUUGAAUAGAGUUACACCUGAUUGCGGAUGUCCUGCUCAUAAUUAUGAUAACUCUAAUUAUUAACAAGCUUGUUUUAAAUGUUCUGAUAUAUCUGUUGGAUGUUCUACUUGUGAUAAUGUUAAGUGUUAAGCAUGUUUACCGUCACAUUUUUUAGAUGGAAAUUCAUGUGUAAUAGACUGUCCUGCAGGUAAAUGGGGAAAUACGGUAACCAGAUAAUGUGCAAAUUGCUUAGCUAAAUGUAAAACAUGUUCUAAUGCAACCAACUGUGACACUUGCUUUUUGAAUAGAGUUGCACCUGAUUGUGGAUGUCCUGCUCAUAAUUAUGAUAACUCUAAUUAUUAAGAAGCUUGUUUUAAAUGUUCUGAUAUAUCUGUUGGAUGUUCUACUUGUGAUAAUGUUACGUGCUAAGCAUGUUUACCGUCACAUUUUUUAGAUGGAAAUUCAUGUGUAAUAGACUGUCCUGCAGGUAAAUGGGGAAAUACGGUAACCAGAUAAUGUACAGAUUGCUUAGCUAAAUGUGUAACUUGUUCUAAUAGCAAUACUUGUGACAUUUGCUUUCAGAAUAGAGUACCUUAAUAAUGUAAUUGUCCUUAAUAUUCCUAUGAUCCUAAUGUUUUCAAUUAAGCUUGCACUAUGUGUUCUACUUUUUCAACUGGAUGUGCUUCAUGCAAUACAACUAAAUGUCUUACAUUUAAUUAUAGAUUUUGA